UUAGUGAGACCCCAAAUUGACUGUCGUUUCCGGAACGCUUUUCCGCCAUAACUCAAUUUUUGUUGUUUGCCGGCUCUGCCGACAAUAAUCCUUUUAAAUCACAAUGAGUAAGGCUCAUCCUCCAGAAUUGAAAAAGUUCAUGGAAAAGAGAGUUUGCUUAAAGUUAAAUGGUGGUCGUCAAAUAUCAGGAACAUUGAGAGGUUUUGACCCUUUUAUGAACUUGGUAGUAGAUGAGAGUGUUGAAGAAACUAAAGCUGGAGAUAGAAAUACAAUUGGCAUGGUGGUUGUUAGGGGAAACAGUAUCAUACUGUUAGAGGCCUUGGAGAGGAUAUGAUGUCUAGCUGAUGUAAAUAUUGUGAGAAAGACCAGAGUGGAUACAUUAUACAUAAUGAUCAUCUUUUUCAUUCAUUUUAACAUUAUAAUUCAUUUAUGAAGUGGAUAAUAGUUCUGUACUUAUUUUUAUUUGCAAUCAUGGAAGAACAUCUUCAUUAAAUACAUGUAUAUGUAUUUGGUUAAAUCUAAUCUUGGACAUUUUGUUUCAUUUUUUCUAUGACAUACAAAAAUAAAAGUAUAUUUGUUGUUAA
Messenger RNA from Mytilus californianus (California mussel), 584 nucleotides. RefSeq names its product small nuclear ribonucleoprotein G-like. The transcript is spliced from 4 exons. Gene Ontology annotation, cellular component: catalytic step 2 spliceosome; SMN-Sm protein complex; precatalytic spliceosome. The coding region runs from base 104 to 334 and encodes 76 amino acids. Gene Ontology annotation, molecular function: RNA binding. Lineage: Eukaryota; Metazoa; Mollusca; Bivalvia; Mytilida; Mytilidae. The record is from RefSeq and is a predicted model, not a curated record. Gene Ontology annotation, biological process: mRNA splicing, via spliceosome; spliceosomal snRNP assembly.